Molecule: messenger RNA, 624 nt
Organism: Parastagonospora nodorum SN15
Lineage: Eukaryota; Fungi; Ascomycota; Dothideomycetes; Pleosporales; Phaeosphaeriaceae
Exons: 1
Coding region: 1-624 (207 amino acids)
Source: RefSeq, a predicted model, not a curated record
AUGGCUGCAGCUACAGAUGCGUUCGCGCAAAGAAAUCUUGACUCCACAUUUACACAUAGCACACACGAAGCGAAGCCUCAAUUCUCACCACCGACCCUUGAACCCGAAUACGCCGUCGCAGAAUCAACCAACGCAAAUCCAACGAAUACCAAGCUACGAAUCCUCGCGCCUACACCCAUCGUAGUAGCAAUGUCCUACACCAAAGACUACUACGCGACGCUCAACCUCCCCCUCCCGCGGCCCGGCUCCCCAACCACAUCAACAGCCGACAUCCGGCGCGCAUACAAACUCGCGCUCCUCGGCGCACACCCGGACAAACAAACGGGCCAGGCGCGAAGCGCGCAUACGGUCGAUGAAGUCCGAGAAGCGUAUGCGGUGUUGAUGGAUGCGGAGAAGAGGAGGGCAUAUGAUGAGUGGGUGGUGCGGAAUGGAGGGGUACUCGGCGGCGGCAGUGGGAAUGUGGAUGUGGGUGGUGGUGGUGGUGGUGGUGGUGGUGGAGUUAGUCAGGAAUUCCUGGCUGGACUGGAAGUGUUGGAUUUGAGUGAUUUCUGCGUGUUGGAUCCCCGGUUUGAGUUUGGGGAGGAAGGCGCAGAGGGGGGAGGGGGACAAGGAACGCGGGGAUGA